Molecule: messenger RNA, 3708 nt
Organism: Trichoderma reesei QM6a
Lineage: Eukaryota; Fungi; Ascomycota; Sordariomycetes; Hypocreales; Hypocreaceae
Exons: 2
Coding region: 1-3708 (1235 amino acids)
Biological process (GO): transmembrane transport
Source: RefSeq, a predicted model, not a curated record
AUGGCCCCCUGGCUCUCGAUGCCCACGAUGCAUCUGUCUGGUCGCCGUAGUUGCGACAGCACCCGAAGCAGCCACCACGACGCCUCCUUCUGCGGCCGGCAUGAGUCGCGCACACUGUCUCCGGCCUCAGUCAAGGGCCGCCAUAUUUCAGCCUCGACGCAGGUAGCCGUGGGCUCUUGUUCGGCGCUCGAGGUGCAGCAAUCCGUGGAGGGGAGCACCCAACAAGGCUGCGUCAUCCGGGCGCGAACGACCAGGUGCGGCAAUCCGAGCAGCAGCAACGAUAGCUCAAGCAACAUCCGAUUCAGCAAUCGCGGCCGCAUCUCCGCCUGGGCCGCGAGGCCGGCAUGGCUCGUCUUCACCCUGCUCGCCCUCGUCUUCGUCGCGACACCGGCCGCCGCCGUCCAGAUCGAGUUCGACAACUGCCUCCCCGACUCGUACCGCCUGCACAAGCCGCCGCUGCUGCAGUGGCAGCCGCUUUAUGUCGACGCCGUCUUCGACACCAAGACGCCCAACAACAAUCUGCAGGUCAUUGUCUGGGGCAACGUCACGGGCUCGCAGAACCUGAGUCCGCUCCCGCCUCCGAACGACCCGUACUGGACCAAUCCCGACGACACCAACGGCAAGAUCGAGCAGACGCCCUACGUCGAUACUCUUGCCACCACGCUGGUCCGGAGAGUCAAUGUCUUGACGUACGAGCCGUGGAACGACCGCUCCAACUUCUGCACGGAGAGCCUCGUCAAUGGGACUUGUCCCUUGGCGCCUACCUUUGGCAAUGUUGACCUCCCGUAUGGGCUUCCGUCGGUCAAUCUAAGUCACGACUUCUUCUCCUCAUAUGCGUUCAGCUCAUUCGCCGUCACCUUUCUCGUCAUCAAUGGCGAUCAGGCAGCAACAAACAUUGGCUGUGUCUCUGCCACCAUUACCCCUGAUCUGGGCAGCAUCUCCUGGGUGCUCAAGUUCAUGCCCCUUCUGGUCCUGCUGUUUGCUGGCUUCGCAGUUCCUUUUGCUGGGAUCUGGAGCCCCUGGGGCACCACCAACGUGUUCCAUUGGACGGCCAACUAUGGCCGAGACGCUGACCUGCUGCGACUGGUCACUCCUGGUUUCAGCGACUGUCUGCAGUACAUUCAAUUCAUCGUUCUGACGGGCGCCCUGACCCUCGAUUACCCCGGAUUCUUCCAGCCCGUAGUGAGCCAGGUCGGGUGGUCAUCGCUCAUGUUCAACGAGAGCUUCGUUGCCCACGCCGAUCCCUGGCAGAACGUGGAGGACGGCAUCUAUGUGACCAAGGCAGGCACCGUCUUCGGACUGCAGAAGAUGGCUCAGCUCAUUGGCAUGUCUGAGGCUGAAGAUGUGUGGCCGGGUAUGAUGGUGUGGCUCUGUGUCAUCAUUGCCUCCGUCAUUGUUCUCAUCCAGGUUGGCUUUGCUCUUCAGUGGAUCUUCCGCAAGAUCAGGAAAACUACCGAGGAGGACCUGCGGGCAAAGAAUAUCCCAUUUGUCAUUGGCAACGUGGUGCGCAUCGUCUUCAAUUUCAUGCUGGUCCCCAUUGUGGCUCUGUCAUGCUUCCAAUUCGUCGUCUCCGGCCAGUCGCCGGGCUGGACCGUUGCCUUGGCUGCGCUGACACUGGCCGUAGUCAUUGGCUUUGCGGCUUAUCUGCUGUGGCUCAUCAUCAUCACGCGCCCCAAGUCGGUGCUGUUUGAUGACCUGCCCACGGUUCUGCGCUACGGACCCCUAUACAAUACAUACGCCGACGAGGUCGCUGCCUUUGCGCUUAUCCCGAUCCUGCUCAACGUCAUCAGAGGCGUUGCCAUUGGCGCAGUGCAGCCGAGCGGCGUUGCCCAGGUUGUGCUUUUGGCCAUCUGUGAGGUCAUUCAGAUCAUCAUGAUUUACGCCUUUCGACCAUAUCAGAAGGCCACCUCGAUGAACAUUUACCACAGCCUGUUUGCAGGUCUGCGAUUGAUCAUCAUCAUCCUCAUGGUCACCUUUGUGCCUAGCUUGGGCGUUACCGAAGGCCCAAAGGGCUGGAUAGGCUAUGCCAUUCUGCUGCUGCAUGCUUGCGUGCUCGCCCUGGGCUUCUUCCUUGGCGCUGUGCAGACCAUUAUUGAAGUCAUUGCGAGAUUGUUCGGUGCCGGUGGAGACGAUGUCACCGGCUUGACCCGUGGUGGCCUGUCCAAAAUCUUCGGCAUGAGGCAGCUCUCAAGGAGAGUCAACCACCGCCAGGGACCGUCCCGGGCCAGCCAGCUGUCUACCGCCGCCAUGCUGGAUGCCGAGGAUAGCGGCAAAUCUGGCUUUGUGAUGCCAAGUGGUAGAGUCCGCAGCGGCUCCGUGGCUAGCCUCAGCGGCGUCAUGGCCCACCAUCGACAUCGGAGCAGCUCCGCUCUUGAUAGCAUGUAUUCAGCCGCACAACGGAACGUCGACACCGCGAGUUCAUACGUCCCGGGAACACCGGGCGAAGCCAGCACAUUCUCGUUCCUCGCAUCACCCUCUGCCGCUCGCCAGGGUCCGCCUGGACUUGUGGUAGAAGCCUCUGACCCGUACUAUCGCCCUCCGCGGCGGCGUCGUGAGAUGACUGGCGAUUCAAGCCAGCUCGACAGCCGGCGUGACUCGCUCACUAUUGAGCCUGUCGCCCAGGCCGGAGGAUUAGCCCCUGAAGCUCCUGACUCUGGGGCCGAGAUUUCACGAGGGGCCACCCCAGCACCCGGCCAUGGCGGCAACAACCUUUCCAUCAGCUUUCCCGCGAAUCGACCCGACUACUCAACCCGCGAGGUUGACUUUUACUAUGGCGUUCGAGGCCCAGCGUUGAACUCGGAAGGCCCCGGCAGGAAGCUCGGCACUGGCCCUGCAGAUCCCACUGGACCGGCCGCGACCGCUGCUGGAUGGUUACGCAGCCUGCUCUUUGGCGGUAAAACUAAGGAGAAGGGCAAAGGCUUCGAAGUUGUCAGAAGUGCGAGGAUGCCGCCGAACAUGGUUCGAAACGGAGGUUUCGGAGACGAGACGCCGCCCGAGGGCAUCCCAGUGGCCAUGGGAGUCAUUCGAAAUGGACCCAUCGACUCUGAUGAUGACGACGAGCCUCAGAUCCGCAGACCGAAGCGUCGGGAAGGCGAGCUGCUUGACAACAACGGCGACCCGCAGUCGGAGUCUGACAACGGCGAGCCCGAUAGCCCCGUUACGGAUCGGCUCCCUCGCGGGCGGAUGUCUCAGUCUGCCGUCGCUUUGAGUUCAAAGAAGGCAGAGGCCUCGCAAGACGGGGUGGAUAGUGAAGGUGUGAGCGAUGAGGACAUGUCUGACGCUGAUAAUGAUGCGCCCGUCAUUCCGCGGAAGAGUUCCAAGAGACACUCGGCCGUGCUCGAUCGCACCGCCCAGAUCACGCCCCUUGUCCGAAUAGAUUCUCAGACGAGGCGUCCUGAAAGCCGAGCAUCCCAGCAAACAGCGCAAACCGAGUCGACCCUCCAGCAAGGCGGUGUAUCACUGCUGCCACGCCUCCCAUUUGAGCGGAGAGGCUCAGACAGGCGGUCAGACCAACGGCCGCCUUCGAAGUCGUCGCUCGACUUCCCUGAUCUGAGAAGCAUAGACUCGGCAACGCAGGAUGAUCCUGCCGGAUUUGGAACCGUUUCCCACCACAGCAUCAGCCGCAUUGACCCCCAUCAUGUGGAUGAUGACAUGCUGAGCACUGCCGCGUCUGUCGUGGAUGAUACGCACUCCGCGAAAGACGUUUGA